AUCUAAGAGGGCACCUGCGGCUGCCAGGUGGCCGUCCCAUGCUAGCGUGCCAGAUACCUGAAGCAGUUAAGCUGCGUACCUACGUUGAACUAUCAGCCACAUCAGAAGCUACCUGCCUCCGGUCGCGCUGCUCAGUCAGUGCUUCAGGUAGCUCCUGGUCCGGGAUGCCUGCCUGACUGACUCCUCCACCCUGCAUAUCAGUCCACCGGGGCCUUUCCUUUCUCAUCCUCUCACCGUUUCUCCCCGUCGUUCCUGACAGCCAAGUUCUUCCAUUUCGACCCCAGUGCCAUCUCCAGGUGGUUUGCUUACUGAGCUUGCCAUCCUGACUGCUUCGAUCCAUGGUCUCUUCGUCCCCUGCCGCUCUGCACGUCCCCUCGGCAGUGGCAGCAGCACCUAGCCCUGGCUUGACCUGACCGCUUUCGCCCACCGCCACUCGUAAUCGCGAGGCGCCUUCCGGGAUACAUACCUAAGCACAUUUACCCACCUUCUGCCAUACACAAUCGCAAAUGGAGAACCCGCCUGCUUCCAUCACCAUUCGCGAGCAGCGCCAUCGACAGGCCGCUCGGGCCGAGACUGCGUCCUCGCCGUCGUCCUACUCCAGCUCUCCCAGUUCGCCAGCGCCGUCUCCAAAGUCGCCGUCUCGGCCAGCCCAGAAGCAGAACCUAUUGCACUCCCGCCGGCCGAGUCUGCUGAGCUCGGCAUUCACACGGCAGGAAUGUACAACUAUCAAUAUCGGUGAGGAUCCGGACGGCCCCUUGCGACUGGUCACGUACCUCUCCUCCGACCAGGGCUUUGUCUGGAACCCGGAGAUCUUCGUUCCGUCGUACUGUAACCACGACUAUGUGCCCCUUGAGCAGCGCCACGAUCCGGUACACGAGAUCUACCUCACCGACGAGGAGAUCGAGAAGAUUCUCCCCCGAUAGACGAACGAAACGGCGCAAACGAUACCGCUUGCCGGUGGGCUGCUCGGAAGCCCACGCCCAUGUGUAUAACAUAUCCCACAGAGGGAACAGUGCUAGACCGGUUUCCCCCCUACGAGGUGCCUUGGUUCAGUACAUAAGGUGG
Messenger RNA from Thermothielavioides terrestris NRRL 8126, 1065 nucleotides. RefSeq lists its product as uncharacterized. The transcript has 3 exons. The record is from RefSeq and is a predicted model, not a curated record. The coding region runs from base 507 to 923 and encodes 138 amino acids. NCBI's taxonomy places the organism in Eukaryota, Fungi, Ascomycota, Sordariomycetes, Sordariales, Chaetomiaceae.